AACGACCGUGGUUUGAAAAUCCCUGGAAGGAUCCGGCGAGUUACCAACUUAAUUAGCCAGCCCAUUACUUUCAUACUCUCUUUUUCUCUCUCUCAAACUUUGAAGCCGGAAGAGCAGACACCUCGUCGAAUAUCAUCAGACUGCUAAAGAAGAGAUUGACUUUGCAUUGGUGGUGAUGGUGGAAGUGUGGUGGUCCCUGUUAGCAGCUAUCCCUGCAGUGGUUGCAGGACAAGCAUUUCGAGUGAAGAAAAGGCGUGCUGAAGAACAGAGAUUAAUGAGUGCUAGGGGGAGGGAGAAGAGUUCUGAUGAGAUCUUUGUCUGUGAAAGGGUAUGUACAUCAAAGAGAAUGCUGAAAAAGGUAGGUGCAUUUUCAAAGGAUCCAAUUCCUGAUAGCUGUGUUACCGUGUGCGGUGUAUCUGAGCUGGAUGCUUGUGCUGAUGCAUGUGCACGCACUGUUUGCGUAAACCAACAUCAAGUACCUAACUGGAAUGACAUCUGCCUUCGAAGAUGCCAGAGUGAAUGUCUUAAACUCUCUUCUUCCAGUUCUUCUUAGUAGCUUCAAUAUAAAAGGGAAAUGUGUAUUACAAGUUGAAUUAUCAUAGUGUCGGUUACUACCAUUUUCUGAGGUUUUAAGCUCACUGAAUGUGACUGACAUUUGACUUGGUAUCAGUUUUAAGCUCACAACCGUUGGAUUAAAUUUUUUGCUUUAUUGCUCAA
Pyrus x bretschneideri (Chinese white pear) is the source of this 717-nucleotide messenger RNA. RefSeq lists its product as uncharacterized. The coding region runs from base 176 to 553 and encodes 125 amino acids. The transcript is spliced from 2 exons. Lineage: Eukaryota; Viridiplantae; Streptophyta; Magnoliopsida; Rosales; Rosaceae. The record is from RefSeq and is a predicted model, not a curated record.